GUUGGCGCCACGAGCGGGGUUCGCGCGCGCCGGUGGUUCUCGGCCAUGCUGUGCCGCGCACUGCUCCGCCGCUCCGCGGUGGCGCCCACCGGUAAGUCCUCACCGCUUGCCCUGCAGUAUCUCUUAGAUAACUACCAGUGCAGACAAGAAGAUGACCACCUGUCUUACGGGGAAACAGGAACUCCAGUCCCUCCUUUCGGCUGCACCUUUUCUUCAGCCCCAAAUUUGGAGCAUGUACUAGCAGUUGCAAAUGAAGAAGGAUUUGUUAGACUGUAUGAUACUGAAGCUCAAACUACCAGCAAACUCAUCUUUAAAGAAUGGCAGGCUCACUCAAAUGCUGUGUUUGACCUUGCCUGGGUACCAGGGGAACACAAGAUUGUCACUGCAUCAGGAGAUCAGACAGCCAAAGUGUGGGAUGUGAGAGCUGGUGAGCUUCUUGGCAUAUGCAAAGGUCACCAGUGUAGCCUCAAGUCAGUUGCCUUUUCUAGAUUUGAGAAAGCUGUCUUCUGUACUGGAGGCAGAGAUGGAAACAUUAUGGUUUGGGAUACCAGAUGCAACAAGAAAGAUGGAUUUUAUAGGCAGGUGAAUCAAAUCAGUGGAGCACACAAUGUGGUUGACAGGAACACUCCUUCCAAACCGAAGAAGAAGAGGCAGAACCUAAGAGGACUUGCUCCUUUGGUGGAUUUCCAGCAGAGUGUAACUGUGGUGCUGCUUCAGGAUGAGCAUACUCUUAUCUCUGCAGGAGCUGUUGAUGGUGUGAUUAAAGUAUGGGACCUGCGCAAGAACUACACUGCCUAUCGUCAGGAUCCAGUGCCUUGCAAGUCUUUUUGCUACUCUGGGACCAGUACUCGCAAACUUGGAUAUUCUAGCCUGGUUUUGGAUUCCACGAGCACUGAUUUAUUUGCUAACUGCACUGAUGAUUGUAUCUACAUGUUCAGCAUGACAAGUUUAAAGACUGCUCCAGUGGCUGUUUUCAGUGGGCACCAGAAUUCAUCCUUUUACAUCAAAUCCAGCACCAGCCCGGAUGAUCAGUUCCUAGUCAGUGGCUCGAGUGACUGCAAUGCAUACAUCUGGAAGGUUUCUGAGCCCAGCCUUCCUCCACGGAUACUCCACGGUCACUCUCAAGAAGUUACCUCCAUUGCUUGGUGUCCUUCAGACUUCACUAAGAUUGCCACAUGCUCUGACGACAACACCGUGAGGAUUUGGCGCUUACAACGUCACCCUGAGGAGGAGAAAUCAACGUCCAACAGAACUGACUUGGUGGGCUGGGUCAUUCAGAAGGAACCAGAACAACAACAUGGAGCAGGACCACCAGCCAGUCCACAUAGUACUCCUGCCAAGGCCUUCACCGUGGGCAGCCUCUGCAUUUCCUCGCCACAGCUGGCUGCCUGUGCUCCUAUUCAUUCUGGAGACCUUCCCCUGUCUACAAACACUCCAACAGGCACUCUCAAAACUGAGACAGCCACAGCCUGCACCCCAGCCAAACAGAGUAAAGCCAGCCCAUGCGCUUCUCCCAGACUGAUCUCUUCCUCCAAAAUGUCCAUUAAACGUUGGGUUACAAGGACUCAGUGCUCUUCUCCUCCAGAUGUGAGUAAAAAGGCUCCUUCUCCUAGAAAAGUCCUGCUAGAAGUUACCCAAGGUCUCCUGGAAGCUUCUUCCCCUCCUAAACCCCAACACUCACAGUUUGAAAAGCGUGCCAAGAGAAGGCUUGACUGCAGCAAGGAGGACAUUGCAGUACAAAAGUGUCUGCAGGCCUGCAGCUGUGUGACUGAACUGGACCAUGUGGUUGAAAAAUCUAACCUGAAUUUAUGUCACUUGGCUGCAGACCAAAAAGCUUGUGAUGGAGGCUCAGUCAGCCUGGCUGACUUGGAUAACAACCAUGAAAGCUCCAGCUGCAGCCCAAAAGAGCCUUCCUCGCCUGGAAGCCCUAUUAAUCCAUUGGGUGUUCAAACUCCUCCCCAUCUCUUCAGAUCUCCAUGUGGCAAAGACUCUAAGGUAGUAGAUAAAGAGAAUAGUUCACCUGAAAGAAAAAACUGGUUAUCUGCUCUGGGGGAGAAGCUACGGACUGGCAGAGCUGGUAGUCAGAGCGCAUCAAGCAGCCCCCCGGCAUCUUGCGGUCCUGGUGCUAAGCGACAAGAGGCUGUGGGAGCCACUUCACCCAAAACUGCUGCAACCACUUCAGUUUCCAUGAGGAAGAUCUGCACAUAUUUCCACAGAAAGCCACAGAAUGACUGAAGUGGCAUGUGGCAGUUGCACCUGAUGGAUGUUAAUGCUGUGGUAUCAAGACCAGAUUUAGCAAUACCGGCAAUGAUCUACCACAAUUUCAGUUUGUUGUCAGUCAUUCGUAAACUUGAAGGGUUACAAGUGUGGAAUAUCUACACAAUACUUACUAAUAGUCUCUUAGUGACUUCAAAUGAUGGAUUGAUUUUUUUUUAAUAAAGAAAACCAGUGUGUUUUAUACAUGGCAGCUGUUACAGUCCAAAGACAGCAACAGCUCUGCUGCAUUGGUGACGGGCACAUGAAGCUUGUCAGUUACUAAUGUUACUAAUCUGCCUUUGAAAUUUCCUCUACUUAAGCAUAAUGUGUAAAGCAUUACACCUUCCUGAAAAGCAAGUGUUGGAAUGUGUGUAGAGAGACUUACUGGAGAUAGAUCUGAGCCUCUUCGUGCUGAACAACAUUUCUACAGUUACUCCUCUAGUGCCUCCAUGACUACCUGCUUCUCUCUAGGAAGCUAUGAAUGUAUGAAGUAAAUACAAAAGAAAUCUGAAUGCUUUCUCCAUCCAAUAAUGAUUAUAAUCCAAGAGGAGACAAAGUAUAAUUAAGUACUUAAUGCCUGUACUCCUUGCCAUCUCCUUUCUUCUGCCACCCUGAAAAUAACUCUAUUUACUGACUUAGCUGACUUUUGAACCAUCAGCACUACAGCAAGGGCCAUUAGAAAAAAUAUUGUGAUCUAUCUCAAAUAACAGCCACCUGCUUGGUCCCUUUUUACAGAUUCAGCCAAUAGCAAAGGCAUCAAUAGCUGCUUAGAACUUUGUAAGACUUUUAUAAUACAGUAUCUAUAAACUAAUAAUUUUUAAAUUGGGGGGUGACACUUCACAUUUUAGAAAGCACUUGGCAGAUUUUACAUAUUACUAUUAAAUUCUUGGCCAUUGUAAGUUGUCACUGAUGCUGAUAGAACAAGGUCACAGAAAUGAGAGCACUGUUCUGCUUGCUAGUGAUACUAAUUCCUCAGUCUCUCCAGAGGGAACUAGUAGAAAAUCCUUAUCUUAGGCUGGAGCAUUUACUCUGUCUUCUGACAUAAUAGUUUCUACAAACUUCAAAAAACAAAACCUCUGAAUCCCUAUUAAUUUUUUCUCCUGCAAAUUGAGGAAUUUGAAGAGGAUACAAUCCAACUAAUUAAUGUUUUUCAUCUGAAAUUUUCGCACCUACUUUAUAGUAGCAUUGAAUAGUACAGCAGCUGAACAGGGAUUAGAGGAAAACAAGCUGGUUUGUAUUUUAUUGUAGAUUGUAUUUUGCAAGGAAAUAAAUUACUGGAGAGAA
Molecule: messenger RNA, 3540 nt
Organism: Pogoniulus pusillus (Red-fronted tinkerbird)
Lineage: Eukaryota; Metazoa; Chordata; Aves; Piciformes; Lybiidae
Gene: DTL
Product: denticleless E3 ubiquitin protein ligase homolog
Exons: 15
Coding region: 46-2235 (729 amino acids)
Biological process (GO): proteasome-mediated ubiquitin-dependent protein catabolic process; mitotic G2 DNA damage checkpoint signaling
Cellular component (GO): nucleus
Molecular function (GO): protein-macromolecule adaptor activity; protein binding
Source: RefSeq, a predicted model, not a curated record